AUGGAACCUCCAUAUGCUGCAAGUUGGCCCUAGAAAUGGCAAAAAGACGAAAAGAAAAAAGAAAUCCAUGAAACAAAGAGCUGGUUUUUUGAAAAGAUAAACAAGAUUGACAUACUGGUACCUAGACUUGCCUAGAAAAAAAGAGGGAGGAUUUAAAUAAAUCUUAAGAGUCUUUAUUCAUGACAUCAUAGAAAUAAAUAGGGUGAUAAGAAACUACGAUGAAUAAUUAUAAACCAACAUUGAACAACCUAGAAAUGAUGGAUAAAUUCCUAGAAAUAUAUAACCCAUCAAAACUGAAUCAUAACAAAUAGAAAAUAUGAACAGACUAGUUACAGUAAGGCAAUUGAGUUAGUAAUCAAGACCCUCCCAACAAAGAAAAGCCCAAACCCACCUCCCAAACAUUUGAAGAAUUAAUGGCAGUCUUCACUAUUCUAAAAAUGGAAGAGGAGGGAACUCCUAAACUCAUUUUACCAGGUCAGUAUUUUCCUGAUUCCAAAGCCAGAUAAAGAUACUUCAAGAAAAGAAACCUAAAGGCCAUAACCUGAUGGAUAUCAGUGGGAAAAAAUUCUCAACAAAAUACUAGCAAACUGAACUCAACAGCAUGUUAAAAACAUUAUACACCGUGAUCAAGUGAGAUUUAUUCCUGGGAUGCAAGAAUGAUUCAAUCUAAAUAAAUCAAUAAUGUGAUAUACCACAUUAAUAAAAUGACACAUAAAACCAUAUCAAAAUCUCUAUAGAUGUAGAAAAAGAAUUUGACAAAAUUAACAAAAUGUCACAAUUAAAAACUUUCAACAAAGUGAAUGUUGAAGGACUGUACCUCAACAUAAUAUGGGCCUCAUAAGGCAAGGCUACAGCUAACUUCAUACUCAGUGAUGAAAGGUUGCAGCUGUACUCCAGGAUCAGGAAAAGGCAAGGGUGCCCAUUUCCACCCUCCUGGUCGCAUAGUAUUUCAGGCCCUAGACAAGGCAGUUAAAGAGUAAGAAGAAAUAAGAGGCAUCCAAAUCGGAAAGGAAGAAGUAAAACUGUCUUUGUUGGCAGAUGAUAUCAUCUUAUAUAUGGAAAAUCCUGAAGACUCCAGCCAAAAACUGUUAGAACUAAUUAACAAAUUCGUUAAGGUUGUAGGAUACCGUUCCACCCUUCACAAGUCAGUUACAUUUCUAGACACUAACAACAACCUAUCUGAAGGAGGUAAAGGAAACAAUCCUAUUUUCAAUAGCGUCAAAACCAAUAAAACCCUUAAGCAUAAAUCUAAGGAGGUGAAAUAGCUAUGCACGGACUACUGUAAGACAUGGGUAAAAGAAAUGGAAGAAAACAAAUGGAAAGAAAUGCCCUGUUCGUGAAUCAGAAGCAUUGGUGGUGUUAAAAUAUAUAGAUUCAAUGCACUCCCUAUCAAAAUUCCAAUGCAUUUAUCACAGAGAUGGAAAAAACAUCCUAAAGUUGAUAUGGAACCACAAAGAACCCCAGAGUCAGCCCAGGAUACCCAAGUAUCCUGAGAAGGAAGAACAAAGCUGGAAGCAUCACACUUCCUGAUGUCCAACUAAAUUCCAAAGCCGUAGUAAUCCAAACAGUAUGGUAUUGGCAUAAAAACGGACACCUAGAACAAUGGAAUAGAACCCAGAGUUCAGAAAUAAACUCUCACUUAUAUGACUAAGUGUUAUCUGACAAGGGAGCCAGGAUACUCAAUUGGGAAAGACAGCCUCUCCAGUAAAUGGUCCUGGAAAACUGGGUAUUCACCUGCAAAAGAAUGAAGUUGGAAUUCUGCCACACUCUCAAAAUUAACUCAAAAUGGAUUAAAGACUUAAACAUAAGACCUAAGACAGUAAAACUCCCAGAAGAAAACGUAGAGCUUGACUUCGUGUUGGCAAUGAUUGUUUAGGCUGUGAUACCAAGAGCACAAACAAGAAAAGCUAAAUCAGAAGUGAGACUACAUAUUAAAACACUUCUGCACAGCCAGAAAAUAGUCAACAAAAUGAAAAGACAGCCUAUUGUGUGAAAGAAUUAUUUGCAACCUUCUAUCUGAGAAGGGUUAAUAUAAAAAAAGGAACUCAUACAAAUCAAUAGCAAAAAACUAGGUAAUCAAUUAAAAAUGAUCAAAGAACCAGAAGAGGCAUUUUCCUACAAAUGGUGUACGAAUGGCCAACAGAUACAUGAAAAGGUGCUCAACAUCACUAAUCACCAGAGACAUACAAAUCAAAACCGCCAUGAGAUACCACCUCAUAUCUGCUGGAAUGGAUAGUAUCAAGAAGGAAGAGUUUACAAGUGUUGGCAAGGAUGCUGAGAAAGGAGAACAGUUGUGCACUGUUGUUUUGAAUGUAAAUUGGUACAGCCAUUAAUGACAAGAGCAUGGAGGUCAGCCAAAAAAGUAAACAUAAAACUACCAGAUGGUCCAGCAGUCCCACUUCUGAGUAUAUAUCCAAAGGGAAAGAAAUCAGGAUCUUGAAGAGAUAUCUGAAUACCCAUGUUCCCUCUAUUACAUUCACAAUAGCCAGAAUGGGAGCAACCUAAGUGUCCAUUGGUAGAAGAAUGGAUGAAGAAGAAGUGGUACAUAUACUAAAUGGAAUAUUAUUCAGCCAUGAAAAAGAAGGAGGUUUUGUUGUUUGUGACAACAUGGACAGACUUCGAAGGCAUCAUGCUGAGUGAAAUAAGUCAAACGUAGACAUAUAGUGUAUGAUUGAAUUUUCUGUGGAGUCCAAAAAGGUGGAACUCAUAGAAAAAUGUGGUAGAAUGGUGGUUGCCAGUGUUGAGGAAUGGUGGCAACAGGUAGAUAUUCACCAAAGGGUAGGAACUUCCAGUCCCAUUACUUAAUCUCAUGUAAUGUAUUUGAAGAUUGCCAAGAAAGCACAUCUUCAAAAUUAUCACUACACACACACACGCAAAAGUAAUUAUGUGACGUGAUGGACGUGUUAGCUAACCCUACUGUGGUUAUCAUUUCACAACAGGCCCUGGAGUCAAAUCACCACAUUGUAUGCUAUGAACUUGCAAGAUGGUGGGUGUCAAUAAAACUUGAAAUUAAAGUAACAGUAGUUAUAGUGAAACCACUGUAAUAAAAGCCAUCACAAUUUGGAGCUCUUCCAUGCGGCAUUGUACGAAGCAUCUUGUAUUUUUUGUUCUUUUAAAUUUUUGCCAUAACUUUACUAGACAGGCAUUAUUCACAUCUGAUGUCUUAAAUUUUUAUUGAAAUAAUUGUUAGAUCUUUAGGUACAUCAGCUUUGCAUGACUGAGUUAUUUUUUUGGCUUUCCGAGUCUGUAUUUUCAAAGGAAUCAUUUUAAAAUUUGUUCAUUUCCUUUGCAUUUUGCUUAAACAGUCUGUCCACUUUGUUCAGCAGUGUCUGUUCUUUGCCUCCGUGUUUCCAACACGGUCGUCAUAUUUGAGAUUUGAAAAGAUUUAGCACCUCCUCUGGAUUCUGAGAGCUAAGCUUUCAUCAGCUUCUAUUGUUUUGCCAUGUCUUCCCUGAGCACAUAUAUUUUUUUACUUUGUGCUCCUCUUUGUAGAAGAAGUAACUUCAUAACGUGUAAAAAGCCUCAGCAGUAUUAUUGGUGACAUUUUUAGUCCACUCCAUAGCACCAAUGUUCUGGUGAAUAUUUUUAGUCUCCCUUUGCUUUUCCUGUUCUUUUCUUCCCGAUCUCUUUUGGUUUUUAUGCAUUAUUCUGACUCUGUGUCUCUUUCAGUUAUCCCAUGUGUGAACAAAAUGAGCUCUAGCCAGGUUAAAUGUAGGAUGUUUGGGGACACAAGGCCAGGCCAUAUGUCACGUCAGCAGGAAUUACUCAUGGUUAACUGUAACAUUCUCUAUAACCCUGUUACGCAAUUGUUGGUCCGACGCAGAAGCAUCAUGUGAGAUGUUAAAAAUGGAGAACUUUAGGUCUCACCAAAGGCCGAAUGCAUUUCGUGUGCUUAGUGACGGGACCCCCAGGCGACUUGGAUUCACUUUCAAGUUUGAGAUGCAUUGGUAUAUGAACAGCUUAUAUCUUUAUAGUAAGGAUGGGCUAGUUUUUCAUUUGCUGUCCCCAACCGUCAGAUGCUUAGAGCUCACACCCCCAUGUAUCCCACUGGCCGACAGCUUCCUGAGACUAUGGCGUGUUGUGUCUGUGUGGUCCUUUGCUCAGCCACGUAACCAGCGUCUUCCUGGGUCCAAACAGACGCAGGACAGGCUUUGCUACCAGCCCACCCAUCUAAUUCUUCUUGUUGCCAUGAUAAGAUUGUUGCGUUUGUUUUCCAGGGUGUGCUGCUUGCAGUGAUGCUCUAGUUUAGAAUCACCUGGAAGGAGGUCAAAACACAGACUGCACAUAAAGAGGAUGUGUUUCAGUAGGUCUGUGGUGAGGCCUGCUGAUUUGCAUUUCUGUUCCCUGGUGCUUCUGAAGCUGCUGAUCCAGGGGCUACACUUGGAGAACCUGCCUGUAGAGAACUCUGUUCUUCUACCUUUGUGGAAGGCACCUUUUAGGUGGCGUUUUUCAUGCCCGGUACUCACGACUGAUUCGUGCGUGGGGUGUGAUCCCGUCACGGAAGGUUCUAUGCGAUGGUGCUUGGGUGGGAUUCUGUGAAGGAAACCCCCACUUCCUCAGAAUAACUGGUACACGGCCCACUAGCACAUUAACAGAGCCAGCGACUCUCUAAGUGUUGUUGGGAACCUGCUGCUGCCUGGAGGAGAGAGCUUCCUUGAGGAAGCAGCAUGAGAAGGAGACAAAGGUAAAAUCUGCCUUCUGACCAGUUCUGGCCAAAGCCAAGCCUGCAGCUUCCUUCAUCUCCUCACUCUGCUGGGACUGAGCCGGUGGCCUCCUUAAUUGUUCAAGCCAGUUUAGACAGAUCCUUGAGUGCCCUGAUUUUCCCAUGUACCUGAGGAGAUGAAUAAUGUUAUGUUUAUUUUACAGAGAAAAUAAUAGAAUCCGAGAAGUCAAAUGCUUCUCUCGCCUCAUGCAGACUCGUCCCGAUUUUGACUCCUGGUUUGAGAAGUUCUGUCGAUGAAGUUGUUUGGGAUGAUAUUUUUUGGUAGAAAUAUUUUAGUAGCUCCGUAUUUCUUCUGCAAAUGAUGCAAAGUUCUUGCAUGGGGCUUGGCGGUGGGGGAGGGUGCUUUUUUCCAAAGAGGCGUCCAUCUUCUUGUCUUAGCUUAUUGCCCACGAUUGCACAAAUCCCCAUUCCACCCAAUCCUUGCUCUCCCCCUGGUCCACCUGCCUUUGUUCACGCCCUCACCCCACUGCUAUCUUUUUUCCACAUUUACAACUUUUAUUCAGCCACUGUUUCCACCUGCUUUUGGGGGAUGUCACAGUGAAACUGAGUCUCUCAUUUGAGGAGGUGCUUAUUCCCUGUAGGAAGAUGAGGGAGUGGGGCUCCAGGUUUGUGCUCUUGAGCUUUGUCCCCUGGGGGCCCAAGUUCAAGCCUCUUUUGUUAUUGUGCCAAACUACGCGAAAGCAUGUCUGAAGUGAUUUCAGGUUCUCCAGGGACGGGUUCUCCAGGGCAUGUGACUCAGUGUUAUAUAAUGGUCUGGCCUCAGAGCACUGGGUCACUGAGUUGUGUGAAUGAGAAGGUGGCUGUUGACGAGAGGUGUUAUUCUGAUGCCGCAGCAUGAACUGUAAGCGGUCAGAGUCCACAGGUGAGAAAGUGCAGGUCCUGCCGUGUGCCCGUGAGUGGGUUUCCAUUGAUGGUUGAUCUUCCGCUGAUCGUUGGAGAUGCUGUUGAAGGGACGUCUCCCUCUCGGGAAUCACUAGACGCAGAUCAAACGUUGGAAUCAGUGGACUCUUUGGUGUUGAUGCUAUUCAAUUUCUUUUUCUCCUCAUUUCAAAGAAAGGUGCAGGCCAUAAUUAGAUGUAUAAGGACUUUGUAUACACUUAUCAUCAAAUCUUAGAAGUUUGCAACUGGGGAGGAACUUGGUAAACACGUCCAACUCUUACUUUAUUCAAUUGUAAGAGUGAUGUAUGGAAAAGGGAGUGCCCUGCUCAAGUUUCCACGCCAGUGAGGUAUCAAGCAGCCUCAGAGUCUUCUAAAUGAUUGGAAAUUGUUGAGCAUCUGGGGUCAGUGGCUCUUCAUUACUCACAUUUUGUUACAUAACAUGCUUAUGCUCAUUCCUAGAAGGUUUCAUUUUUUAAAAUAUUUUUCUCUAAAUCUUCCAAUUUCAAAAUCCAUGCACUUUAGCAUAUCUGGAACUGAAUACGCAUUAUUCCUGCUUUCAGAAUGAUCAGAAUUGGACUUUUCUCAAGUCAUCAUAACAAGGAUGAGCUAUAGAGAAUUAACCUUUCAAAUUUCCCGCGGAGUCCGUGACCCGCCAGCGCGAAAAUCAAUGAGCCUGAGGUUGAUUCGCAUUAUUCGCAGAUCACCUAAGAUCUAAGAUACAACCCUCUUUUUGUGUUUCUGCAGGGUUUUUAUAUUCAACCGAGUCAAAAAAUGGAUUUUCAAACAAGCCAAAUAGUUAAAAUAAACAUGGAAUCAACUGUGCUGUGACUUUGAAUGAUUAGGUUGUUACCAAAAGUUUUGUGGAUGUGUUUUUCCAUUUGUUAACUUUUUAUACUUUAUUUUUAAUUAAGAAAAUUAGGUGAUGCUAAUAGCAGUGUCGUUUGGAAUGGAACCUAAGUUAGAAGACAUUUAUGUUUGUUUAAGAUUAUUUUCAUACUAUACAAAGUACAGAGCUGCAAAAUUACUUAGAUAUUUUAUACUUUUCAGACAAGAUUUCUGAGCCAGACUUCUUUACUUCCUCCUUUUUUGGGGAAAGAGUCGUCACUGGCCAGUCUCUACAACUGCCAAACUGAAUCUCUCUCAGGAUGAGUUCCUCUUUACAGCUUCUCCCAAGAAUAUCUGGGGUGAACGCAGACGUAGACUUUAAGCUAUUGGACUCUGACUUCAUAAUUUAUAUACUCUGUCCGUAGAUAUAAAAUACGCUCCACGACUGACAUGCAAAGGCAAAACCAAAGCUCUGUGGUUGACUUCAUCCUCUUGGGCUUUUCUAACUUUCCCGAACUCCAAGGGCAACUCUUUGGGAUUUUCUUGGUUAUUUAUCUGGUGACCUUGGUAGGAAAUGCCGUCAUUAUUCUCAUCAUCUCGCUGGAACAGAGCCUCCACGUCCCCAUGUACCUGUUCCUCCAGAACUUGUCUGUGGUGGACGUGAGUAUCAGUGCCGUCAUCACGCCUGAAAUGCUGGUGGUCCUCUCCACUGAGAAAACAUCGAUUUCAUUUGUGAGAUGUUUCGCACAGAUGUAUUUCAUUCUUUUUUUUGGUGGCACUGAAUGUUUUCUCCUGGGGGCAAUGGCUUAUGACCGAUUUGCUGCAAUCUGCCAUCCUCUGAGCUACCCAAUGCUCAUGAACCAAAGAGUUUUCAUGAAGUUAGUUAUAUGUUCGUGGGCCUUGGGUUUCAUGUUAGGAACUGUGCAAACAUCAUGGGUUUUUAGUUUUCCCUUUUGUGGCCCCAAUGAAAUUAAUCACAUCUCUUGUGAAACCCCAGCCGUGCUGGAGCUUGCAUGUGCAGACACAUUUUUGUUUGAAGUCUAUGCGUUCACCGGCACUGUUUUGAUUAUCAUGGUUCCUUUCUUGUUGAUACUCCUGUCUUACCUUCGAAUCCUCCUUGCCAUCCUGAAGAUGCCACCCACCACAGGGAGGCAGAAGGCCUUUUCCACCUGUGGCUCCCAUCUGACCUCUGUUACCCUCUUCUAUGGCACAGCCAGUAUGACUUACUUACAGCCCAAAUCUGGCUACUCCCCAGACACCAAGAAGCUCCUGUCCUUGGCUUACUCACUUCUCACACCUCUGCUGAACCCCCUGAUCUACAGCUUGAGGAACAGUGAGCUGAAAGAGCUUUGAUGAAGUUAUGGCGAAGAAAAGCGGACUUACACACCUUCUGACUGUAUUGGGAACCUAUGUGAUAUUUGGUUAUGACUGGACUGAAAUUUACUUAAAUUUAAUAAACGGUGGAAACAGCUUAUAUUUCUUGUUGUGAUUAUGCUUAGUUUUUUGAGUUCUACAAAUUUGGUAAUAUGCUUAGGCAUCUUUAUUUAUUAAUGCUUUAAUUCUUUUCCAUAGAUUUUUAAUAUUCACUAAUAUUGGGUAAAACACAGUUUCUUAAAAUGUUGCUUAUUGGCGGCCAUACAGGUGUGUGGUCAUUUUUUGUCCCUUUAGAAAAUGCUGAAUAAAGAGCUUAGUUUCAUACACUUACUUCACUGUUGCUUUCAUUUGUGCAGAAUAGGUUUCACAACAUGAAAUAGACUGUGAGUUUGAACAAUUUCAUAAUGUUUCCAAAACACUUUAAAGUGAUAUCAACCAUUUCAGACUGAUUUCAAAAAUCCACUCUGCCCCACUGACUCGGGCGAACGCCAGGAAGCCAACAGAUUGCGAGACGAGCUUUUUGUGUUUUAGGUGAAAAUCUGUCCGUGUUUGAACGGAAAAGAACAGCUAUUGGGAGGCUUCCGUUGGCUCUUUUCUCGGACCCACAGAGAUUGUGAUCAAUCCACACGUGGACUUCAUCUGAUUAUUGUAGCGUGUAGUAAUCCGGUGUGUUGCUGUUUUUGAACCUCAUUUAUCAUGGUGCUGUUUCACUUACAAAUCCUUUUUAAUGGAAAUCUGGCCAAAUUUCUAUUACUGGGCAAAAAUGCCCUCAACGUUUGUCACACGCUGUGAUCUUUUUUCUUUUGGAAUGUAAACAUUAUGAUUAGCGGUGCCUGUUUUCUGCCAUCCUUGAGUCCUCUCAGUCUGCGUGUCUCUCCCUGAAUACGCGUAAAUUAGACACGAGGAAAGUGCACUGUUUCAUUCUUGCUUCGUAUUUCCACGUCGCACGCAGAAAGGCGUCCCACUCUUUGCACCUGCAUCGGAGGGGCACCACCCUUGCUUCUGCCUCAAGGUGGGAUCCUCAGGAGGCCGGAGCUCCUUACGAAGCAGUCACCGAUGUUGCGGGAGAAAACCGUUUCCUUUACGUUCAUACCUACCCCUGCCAAACGUGGGGGCGGAGAGCAAAUCUGAUUUGACUUUCGAAAAAACAAAACACAAGAAGGAAACUUCAUUAGCAGAUCGCUGAAAACUUGGGGGUAAGAUCUGGAUGUUGUAUGAUACUGUUCGCGAUAUCAAAGAAACCUCAGAAGAAACUUUUUGAGUCUCAUCCCUUGAUAUUCUGAAACUUUUUUCUGAGAUCUUAAAAUACCAAUUAAGAAAGGCUUAUCUAAAACAAACAAGCCAUCAAAUGAAGCUAAAUACAUAGUUUUCUUUUAGUCAUUCGUUAGUUCACUCGUUCAUUUAUUGAUUAAAUAAACCAAUGUUUCUUUUUAAAAUGCCUUUAUUUUUGUCUUUUCCCCAGUUUUAUUGAGAUAUAGUUGACAGGGUUGUAUAUCUUUAAAGUGCACAAAGUUUUGAUCUGACAUACAUAUGCACUAUAAAAUACCGCCAAGGUAAUUAACACAUCUAUUGCCUCGCAUCCUUCUCUUCUUUGGGGUUUGAGAACCCCUGAGAUGUACUCUUUGAGCGAGUUUCAAGUGUACAAACAUUGCUGUGGACUGUCGCUAACACGCUGUGCAUUAUUCACUUGUAACUCAUCUUUUGUGCCCUUUCACCCCCAUCUCGGCACCACUCCCUCCCCCACCACAGCCUGGCCACCACCAUUCUGCUCUGUUUCUAGGCGUUAGACUUUAAAUAAUGUGGCCUUCAGCCUCCCCCAGCUUGAGUAAACUUUAGACAGCCCUUAUUGCCUACCGUAGUCUCCAACCUCCCUUUUCUCGGUGCUUUAAAAAGCUUGUCAGCACACAUUCUUUCUCGGCCUCCUUUGAAACCACCCCCUGCCAUGAAGAUGUGAGAAAGUUUACUUUUCCUUUGGGUAAAGUCAUUUCGCAAGCACAGGUAGCUAUGAUUUUCUUCUUCCCAGCUUUUAAAAUCUCUCCAGCCCUUUGUUUCAGCAGUUUUGAGUUCAAUCUCUCUCCCCUGUUGCAAUAGUCUUGAAUAAAGUCUCUUUUCCCGGGUGACUGUCCAGUGCAAUGCUUCCUUUGACAGUCCCUUUUGAUAUUAAUUUCGUGCAGAAUGGACACUGAAGGAAUGGAAGCCACCACCCCAUCUCCCCACACCUGCUCCUAGGUUUACUGUUUCAUUGUCUUCAUUAGCAUACAUUUACUGCUCCAGGAGACGCUUGACUGACAGGGCCCCAGGCAAUAACUUGAUGGUUCAAACAACUCUUCAGUCUUCAGUAGGAGCUUCAACACACAAUGACUGCUCAAAGACUCUCCUAAAUCCUCCUCUCAAACCCGAGACCCUGGACGGCCCGUCGCUCAGGGCCGGGUGCCACCGACUGGCACGGCAUCCGUUCCGCAGCAUCCUCAUGCUGAUCAGGCAUGGAAAAACUCCUUUGAAAUCGUCUAAAAUCUUCCUGAGGUUUAACAAAGGGUUUUACAACCACUCUCUAGAUUCGAUCUUUGCCCUCAAGCCGUUUCUCUUUGGAAAUUGUUUUCUGGCUGCGAUUGGAAAGGAGAAUCAGUUUUACUUUUGAAUCUAGCAAUUCCUGGCUCCUUUUUACUUUUCUUUCAAGUCUGCUGAAAAACUUAAUAGUUUGGCCUUCAAUUCAUUUUUCUUUCCUGGUAUUUUAUUAUUUGCAGAAUACCAGCGCUUCUGAUAUUCUGUCUGGAAAUCUCCUUAGACUUGCCACUCUACUGUAGCCAAGCAGGACCCUCGGGGCCUCCCUGGGGCGGGCCCUUGCCCCUCCCGCUGCUUUGGCUCCUCUCUGCAGGACCCAGAUGACAUUGGCUGAGUUGUUCCACACACGUGAAGAAUCUCCUCCACCAGGUGGAAGGUGUUAGCUGCCUGAUAACCACGGGUACAGAACCCCGCUCCUCCCGGAGCCUAAGGACUAAUGACGUCAGUUCCUGUGACAGGGUCCUGUGGCCUCCUCAUCAGCUAAGAUGAUGGUGCACAAGCUCCUCACUUACCCUGGGACACCCCCGCCCCAAAUCUGGCUUUUAAAAAUGCUUCACAAUUUUGUUCAGGGAGUUCGGGCUCUUUGAGGGCCUGGCCUGCGGUGACCCUGUCUCUGCGCCCAACUCUGACAUUUGGGUUUGCUCGGCCUCACUCUGAUGGGCACACGAACGUGGGCUCCCGUUAGUGGCAUGUUUUCUAUUUUCCACAUUGUCCCAAGGUAAAGUUUUAUUAACUGUCCUGCCCAUACUGCAUUUGGAUGUCCUUUUGUCCAGCAUUCAAUAUCAUUUUCCUCACCAUCUAGUUAAAAAAAAAAUAGCAAAAAACUUGAGCUGAGUAAAUCUGAAGUCCUAACUGUUAUUUUUCAUUCUUUCAUGAAGGGGGCAGCAUCCCAAGCAGCAACUAGAAGGGCACUCCAGGGGUUAUACACAAGAAAAGGUUUCCUAGGAAGAAGGGUGGGGCAAGGGAGCCAUCAGCAAAAGAAAAGAGUUAUUUUUAGGCCAGGAGAUCUUUUUUUGGAGUAAGGGACUAGCAGGGGUCUUUCCCCCAUUGUCUCCUCUUCCUCCGCAGGGGUGAGCAGGAGGGGGCCCACAGGGCAGAUGACCUCGGCGAACUUGAAGAAAAGUGCCCAGGGCGAGAGCUGUGAGGUUUGCCAUUUAGGGUCUCACUGGGGACCGUAGCCUGGGAGACAGCCACUCAGAAACUCUGAGUCUCCAAACAGGUGGGGGAGAAGCCAGUGUGUGUAGGAAUUUGGGACUCGGAGAACAUGUGGUCAGGCGUACAUCUUGUAAACGGUUGCUGCUCUUACUAAAAAAAUGCAUCCUGAGAGUUGACAGUUAAGUUUUGUUUGGGGUGACAUUGGGCCUUAAGCCUGGGAGACAGCAUCUCAGGUAGCCCCGAGAAACUGCUCCAAGGAGGCGAGGGGAGAAGCAAGGAUACAUGAGUUUUGGCAACGAAGGGGAAGUAGUAGGAACAAAAGAUUUGCAGAUGACCCCGUGUACAGAAGAUGUGCAGAAAACCGUCUCUGCGGGAAGACGGAAAGGUCCGGGCUCCCUGGAGUCUCCCCUUUGAUAUGCUUUCUGAGUUCCCUCUUGGGAGUGGCCAUCCUCACGGGUGACCACGCCAUCUUUUGUUUUGCCCACUAACUGCAGCCCAGGGGGCAGCGUUUCCCGUAGCUCUGCAGUGCCGCCCCAGGGAGGAAAGCGGGAGUAUAAACCUGAGUCCCGAAGGUGAAGGGAGGCGCCUGCAGCCGUGCACUCGUUUGUAGAGGUUUCCUGCUGGUCUCGUCAAGGUGACGACUAGUCACGGACAGCAGUCCUCAUUGACGGAGUUUAGUGUUUUUCCAGAUAUGAGGAGAUGCAAGAAGUGGGCUCAUAAAAUCUUCCCCUGAAAAUGUCUGAGAUCUGAAGCCCAUUCUUCCAGUUGUCCCAGAGCCCAGGCGGCCUCGCUCCGGGUCUCCACCCCGAGCUCCGCUCCGCGCUGCUGCAGGUUGGCAGCUGCAGUGGCUGGUGUUCUACUCCGUGCAGAGGCUGAGGGCGAGGGCCAAACUUCAGUUCACAGAGCGGAUCAUAAAGAUUCGGUGUCUCAGGUGAAUGAUCUUGAAGUGGCACAUCUCAGA
Molecule: messenger RNA, 12479 nt
Organism: Sus scrofa (pig)
Lineage: Eukaryota; Metazoa; Chordata; Mammalia; Artiodactyla; Suidae
Source: RefSeq, a predicted model, not a curated record